AUGCUGUCGCAGCUCUCCACCAUCGCGCUUUGCGCAGCUGCUGCGCUCGCGCAAUCAACCAGCAGUGUAUUCGACUUUCCAGAAUAUCCGCCCGCUGGAACGCCCGACCCAAAUUCAACGCUUGCCAAUGCUGCGGGACCGCUCCCGUUUGGAAUAGCGUCGGACCCGAAGCUGUCGGAGGCUUACAUCCAUUAUGAUACCGGAACAUAUGGGCCACAGAUUGAGCUGGUCCAUGCAUACUAUACCUACUGGCCCACGGGUGUCGGCGUAGCUAGCGAUGGCACGGUAUUCACAUCCUUCCCGCGCGGAAACGAGACGUUCACUCUCGCAGUGUUCAACAGCUCCGUCACAGAAGCACCCUGGCCCGACCAAGAGUGGAAUACGCCUCCUGCGUUCGAGAAUACCACCAAUCCCGGUUACAGCAUCGCGACGGAAAAGUUUCUGCUCGUGCAGUCUGUCGUCGUCGACGGCCUCGACCGUGUCUGGGCGCUCGACACCGGCCGCCCGGAGGUGAACGGCUCGUACCUGCUCGCCGCCGUCCCGGGCGGGCCCAAGCUCGUUGGCUUUUACCUCAACGGCACGAACUUCGUGACAUAUACGUUCCCCGCGAACGUGGUGUACGCCGACUCGUCCAUCAACGAUGUACGCUUUGACCUGCGCGGGCCCGGCUACGCGUACAUGACCGACAGCUCGCCCAACCGGCCCGGGCUCGUGGUGCUAAACCUGGAGACGGGCGCGUCGUGGCGGCACCUGGACGGGCAUCCCUCUGUGUCGCCGGAUACGAGCUUCGUACCGGUAUACGAUGGAGUCCCCUUCUACCUGUACCCUGUCACAACGCCGUACGCGAUCAACAACUUCGGUUUGUACGCGGCCGAUGGAAUAGCGCUGUCGGCAGAUGGGUCCUACCUCUACUACGCGCCUCUGGCCUCCCGCCACUUCUGGCGCGUCCCCACGUCGUAUCUCAAAGUUGAGCCGGGCCCUCUCAAACCCUACGCCUAUCUACAGGCGAAGCAGGCUGUUGAGAGUCUCGGCGAGAGCGGCAGUAACGCGGACGGACUCGAGACGGACAGCUCCGGAUACAUCUACGCUGGGGCGCCUGAGCACAAUGCGGUUACGAGGUACAACCCCGCUACGGGGCUAAUGGAGCCGUUUGUGCGGUCUCCGUACAUACAGUGGCCUGAUACGCUGUCCGUCGUGACGCUCCAAAGCGGAGGCGGCUAUGUGUACUGGACUUGCAACCAACUAUGGCUUGGGCCGAACUAUCAAAAUGGCACGGACUUCCGCACGAAGCCGUACGUGAUGUUCCGCGCGCCCAUAGAAGCAGGCAAGGCGACGCAGCUCGAUUGA
This is a messenger RNA of Fibroporia radiculosa, 1347 nucleotides long. RefSeq lists its product as uncharacterized. NCBI's taxonomy places the organism in Eukaryota, Fungi, Basidiomycota, Agaricomycetes, Polyporales, Fibroporiaceae. Bases 1 to 1347 code for a protein of 448 amino acids. The transcript has 11 exons. The record is from RefSeq and is a predicted model, not a curated record.